AUGGAUUGGUUGAGGCAGGCUCCUGGAAAGGGCCUGGAAUGGGUGGGAUAUAUAAGUACAGAUUCAUCUGGCAAACGCUACUCAGAUAAAGUCAAGGGACGGUUCACCAUCUCCAGGGACAAUUCCAACAGCCUCCUCUAUCUGCAAAUGAACAACCUGAAACCAGAGGACACGGCUGUGUAUUACUGUGCAAGAGACACAACAUUAUUCAUCAACAUUAUGCAGCUCUUGUUGCUCUUGUUUUCUUUGGUGGUGUUUUCUAAAGGGGUCUCCUCAGACAUUCAGCUUGUAUCAUCUGGACCAGGAAUACUGAGACCAGGAGAGAAUCUCAACCUGCUUUGUAAAGUCAAAGGUUUCUCCAUCUCUACCCGAUACUAUGCAUGGCAUUGGAUCCGUCAAGCUCCUGGGAAAGGUCUGGAAUGGAUUGCAGAGAUAUACCCCUAUAAUGGAAACACAGCAUAUGCCCCUUCUCUGAAGAGCCGAGGAAGCGUUUCUUCAGAUGCCUCAAAGAAUGAGUUCUCCCUCCAGCUGAACUCCCUGACAGCUGCAGAUUCCGCUGUGUAUUUCUGUGCCCGAGAACACAGUGAGACAAAGCCUAUUGGGCCCUGUUCAAAAAGUGGAAGUCCUGCUUCUAUAAACAAAUACACUAUGAAAGUUUUGACAGAGCAAUUCUACAUUCCACAGAUGAUGCGGAACAACAUCCAAACUGCCUGUCUUUUCAAUCUGUAA
Molecule: messenger RNA, 729 nt
Organism: Podarcis muralis (Common wall lizard)
Lineage: Eukaryota; Metazoa; Chordata; Lepidosauria; Squamata; Lacertidae
Source: RefSeq, a predicted model, not a curated record